Messenger RNA from Alexandromys fortis (reed vole), 3010 nucleotides. It is a transcript of the gene Fam110a, whose product is annotated as family with sequence similarity 110 member A. Lineage: Eukaryota; Metazoa; Chordata; Mammalia; Rodentia; Cricetidae. The coding region runs from base 1091 to 2467 and encodes 458 amino acids. The record is from RefSeq and is a predicted model, not a curated record. The transcript has 2 exons.
UCUCUCCCUAUCAGAUCCAAGCCUGGGUUCAAAUCCUGGUUAUAUCAUUUGCUGACUGUGUGAUCUCAGGCAGGUGGCUUCACUUCUCUAUGCCUUAGUUAUCUCAUCUGUAGAAUGGGCACAAUAGCAGUAUCUGCCUCACAGGAAUAAGAAUGGGAUGAGUUCACAUAUAAUCUGAGCUAGGCAUGGCAGUACAUAAAUGUAAUCCCAAAAGGGUAGCUGAGGCAGGAGGAUGGCGAGUUCCAGACUGACCUGGACUUUACAGCAAGACCCGUUUAAAACAAACACCCAUCCUCCUCCAAUGACAAGGACAACAAAAAGCUUCAGACAGUGUCUGCUGCUAAAAGAAAUUUGCAGGAAUGAGCAGGCUUCUCUUUGACAGGUGCCUCUGUCUUUGUAGUGUGCACUGUUAGGGCCUGAAGCCUGCUGACUGCCUGUUCCUCUGCUAUCCCAGCCAGGCCAGGCAGUGAGCUGACGGACCAAGGUGGGUGACUUGUCCUCUGUCCUGUAACAUACAGGACUAGAGGGGCCUUCAAUGCUCAGAAGGAAGGAAAGUGGACAGGAACCAUUUCUUGUCUCUCCCUGCCCCACCCCAGCCCUGGCCUAGCCUCCUCCUGGGUAGAGGAGUGUUUUGCCAGGGCUGGGGUCUCCUUCCCCUGGACCUCACAAUACCCUGGAAAGUGACAGAAAACUGGACUGGCAGAGGGGACAGCUGGAUCCCGCCAGGGGUCCCUCCCAGCAGGGUUGCCGUCUCCUCUGUGAACUAUGGGUUUCAGGUUGUCCCCCUGCUGGUGGUCCUGCUGUUCAGGGGUUAAAUGGGCCAUCUUGCGCCACUCCACUGUGGUUGCCUCUCUUGAUCCUUCAAGCUGGCACAAAGCCAGCACCUCAAGCUUUGAGCACUGGCAGUAGGCUGUCCCCUAAGGUCCCACUCUUCUCAUUCAUGGGACUGAAGCCCAGCCACCUGCUGGCACACAGGGGAAAGGGUGGCGGUGAGGAGUGGUGGGAGGGAAAGUACCCAGGUUGGACUCCCCGGUUGAUUUUGGCAAGUGACUCAGCCCGGCCUGUCUGGGGUUUCCAUUAGUCAACUUGGAUGACAAUGGAGUUGCCUCAUAGGAAGGCUACCCAGACCACACUAAUUCUCACUGCACCCCGUUUAAUCACGGAAAGAUUAAAUGUUCAGGAAGAGCACUUUCCCGUGCCGGGCAGCGAAGGCCAACUAGAAUCCCGUGCAACCCUGCCUGACGUGCUGCCGGCUGUACAGGCUCCAGUUCGGAUGAGAGCCCGGCGGGGUGAGCCUGGGGGAGCCGCUGCGGCCAGGUUCCCGCACCAGGCUGCCAGUCACCCAUUGCGAUCACUGCCUGGCCCUCCUUCCCACUCCUCGAACACUCCGGGCCGGCGGGUUCACUUACCAGGCCCCGGAAGUUGCGCAAAUACCGGCUACCUGAGCCAGGUGGGCGGGAGGCGCGCAGGCUGCUGGCAGGAGGCGGCUUGCGCAGCCAGCCGAGCCCGGCAUCCAGCUGCCAACUUUGUGCCUGUAUCUCUCUCCUCGCCUCUGCCCUCGGGGUAUGUAACCGCCAUGCCCGUGGACACGCUGAGCCCUGCAGCCCCCGCCGCUCCUGCCCUACCUUUUCGCCUGCGAACCAAGGUCCCCAGCUACCUGCUACCAAGGCCAGCGGAUGGGGGAGCCCGGAAGCUGAGUGCCGUGGAACGCUUGGAGGCUGACAAGGCCAAGUAUGUCAAGAGCCUCCAUGUGGCCAACACCCGACAGGAGCCUGUGCAACCCCCGCUGGCCCGACAGCCCCUCUUCAGCCCUGGUCCUCGGGGGCCAGUGCUCACUCCCAGCCGCCGAGUCUUGCCCUGUCCUGGUCGGCGGCCCCAAUUGGACAUUGACAUCCUUAGCAGUCUCAUCAACCUGUGUGAUAGUCCUGUGACCCCAGCUGAGGCAAGCCGAACGCCUGUACGGGCAGAAGGAUCUUCCCACAAGAUACCUCCAGCCACCCCUCCUCGUCCACCACCUAGUACGGUCGCUGUGCGCCGAGUGGAUGUUCGUCCCCUACCUGCUUCACCUGCUCGUCCCUGUCCAUCGCCUGGCACCACUGCCACCUCCAGCCCGGGCCGGCCACCUGGCCUGCAACGCUCCAAGUCGGACCUGAGUGAGCGCUUUUCCAGGGCAGCAGCCGACCUCGAGCGCUUUUUUAACUUCUGCGGCCUGGAUCCCGAGGAAGCACGAGGAUUGGGGGUGGCCCACCUAGCAAGGGCCAGCUCGGACAUCGUGUCUCUAGCCGGCCCGAGUGCUGGACCUUGCAGCUCAGAAGGGGGCUGUUCACGCCGCAGCUCUGCUACAGUGGAGGAGCGGGCCCUGGAGCGUGUCCCCUACGGCGUGUCUGUGAUUGAGCGCAAUGCCCGCGUGAUCAAGUGGCUGUAUGGGUUGCGGCAGGCACGUGACCCUCCGGCUACAGAGGGCUAGAUCUCCUGGACUCAGGCUUCCCGGAAGGACAUCGUGAAGAGGCAAUUGGCAUCUUGUCCUUUCUUGUAUUCAUUGGCAGCUCCCUUGAUUGAAUUUGGUGUAGAGGCCAAGACUUAGUCCUAGACCAGCAUCCUCUGGCAAGCAAGGACUAACCUACAGAGGCUUGCUGUUGCCCUUGGCCUCCCCUACCCCUAAAAAAGGUUUGUGACACAGUGUGCUUCUGCCUGGUUCCUCUGGUAAGGCUGGAUUUGGGCUGCUUCCCCUCCACUGAGUUGGGAACCAAGUACUUUGCCAAGCCUGUCUGCCCCGAGGGGCCCGUUUCCUCCUUCCUUCUCUGUCCUCCUUUGCUGACUUCCUCUUCCUUACCGAAUGGGCCCUGGCUUCCGGGGAACUCCUCUGGGGAGGAGGUUGAGCGUUGGAAUCUGUCUACUGCUCUUCCUGGUCUUUGGCAAGUGGUCUGGGUGGGUAAAACUAUCCCAGGAGGGACUGGCCAGGAGCUGCUGCUCAGACUUCUCUGUGGUUAAUAAACACAAAUGUCUGUUU